UCCACGGCCUAUAGGUGAUUCCCCCUUGUAGCACAUUACGUCAGACGUAAAUAUUUUGGUUCAUUCACUCAAACGAGAGCCGUUAGUACGAAAUCAUCGAUCGAUACUACAUUACGAAGAUCCUUGAAGAUCUCUGAAGGGAAAACAAUGUGACCCCGUCGAGAAUAUCUAGUAUUUUGUUUUAUGAGGAUUCCAAUGUCAAACAGCACUUUACAGCAAGAAAAUCAUCGAUCAAAGUGGAAAAAUCGAUCGGCCUUGGAAGCCAUACUUAACAGAAUGCGUAGUCUAAAUUCAAAACGAAACUUGGGUUUCUAAAGAUCGUACCUACGCACUAGGACGUACUCCCGUUGUCGGGAUCAAAAAUGCCGUGUUCACAAACUCGAGAACUGCAAUCUAAAGUCAAAUGCGAAAAAGAUGAAGUGGUUUUGGCGAAGGCUGAGACACUCGGCCARGAAGGGAAUCCCUCAAAACACAACAACGUGAAGACUUCCAACAACGACGAACCAUUAGAAGAACAGCGAAAGAAACGAGACCACGAAUUAAAAGAAAAUAAACCACUUCAUACAGAGGAAGAUAAAAAUGUUUACAACACAGUUGUACAGCGAAGGAAUUCGGAUGGGAAAAUAGAAAAUAUACCGAAUUAUGUCGACAAAGAUGUAAACAACUUGAAUGACGACGUUGUACGACAGAAGCCCAACGGAUUGGAUGAAAAAACACUGACCCGAAUUGACCAGAACAACACGAAUGAUUCGGAUAAGAAAAUAUUGUUUAUCUUGGUCGAAUCUGAAAUAACUCAAGUUGGAAAUAAUAAUCACAUGAUGAUCGAAGAUGAGCGAAAAAAUUCCGAAGAGUCAAGCAGUGAUUUGCAUAUGUCAUGCAUUGUCAAAAAGCACAGAGGGAGGGGACGGAAAGUAAAUCGUCGACCAAGAUCACGAAGCAACAGCAGCACCAUGAAUAAGGUGUACAUCGCGGAAGCAGUCCUUAAAAACAUUCCUCCAGCAAGCCCUUCAGAUUCAUACAUUCAGCUCUGCAGAAUAUCAGAUGAAGUUAUGCUACAACUUCAGGUUGUGCGUGACAAUGGUAAAUGGGAAUUAUUUGAUGACAUAGUCGUCACGCUGUCACGCAAGUACCAAAGUAAGGAAGCUGAAAUUGUCAUCCUUCUAGAAAAAAGCAUGGCUGCUUGUUAUCAAAGUCGUCUAGAGGAAUCCACAGAGAUGAUUUUAAAGGCGAUUGAUAUGGCAAAAGAAACAGAAAAUUCCUCCGUAUUAACAGGAAGGGGAUUUCACUACCUUUCUGGCGUGUAUCGUCGACAAAACCUGAUGGGCAAAGCAAACGAUUGCGUCAUUAAGUCUGAACAGAAUUUUCACAACAAACACUUGACAUUGGACAGUACGUUUCUGGCGUACGAGCGAGCAAGUGUUUUAAUGGAUUUUAUCUCCAAGUGCCCUAAUCCACCAGCCAGCAUGAUAAACGAUGCUAAAGCUGGCUUGAUCAAAUGUAUUGAUGGAUGUACCGCACUAGAAGAAGACACUGAAUGCCUGCGAUACGUGAAGAAACAUCACUUUGCGUUCAUCAAGAGGGCGAUGCUUCUCUUGGAUUGUCGAACAGCGUCAGGUCGUAAAAGAACAGUCAGUCAGGAAAGUAUCAAAGAGGCAGAAAAAAGCUUGAAGACCCUGAGGACACGAUACUGGGAUGGAAUCGCUCAGGGAGAGAAAGUACAGUACUUUCUUGGCUUAGCAGAUUUGUAUUUUCGUCUGGAGGACUUCCCCAAGGCUGAAGAAACCGCCAACGAAGUACUUAGCAUGGCCAAGACGUUUGGUUUCAACACGGAAAUCAAACCCGCCCAAGAUAGACUAGAAGAGAUCGCAAGAAAACAGCAAGUGAAGAAAGAACCUUGUUGCUAUGGUAACAGUGGCUACACCUACACGUCAUCAGAUAUCAGUGAAGGUCAGAACGGUGACGUCAGCUCAAGUGAGUCCGAUUUCAUGGAAACACCCUCCUAUUACUGAAUGAAACAGUACAAACACGAUCAAGGAUCGAGUCUUGUUGCCAUGGUCACAAUGACACGAUCGAUGAAUAUUGCAAGAUAUAAAUACAUCACUUUCCAUGGAAACGAUACGAUUGUAUUUAGUGAAUGCCGGAAAACGGCACAUAGCUUUUUUGGGCAUUUAAUAAACUCAGGCGGUAGUAAAAUAUAUUUUCAGCCAUUAAAGAUCAUUAAUAAUAAAUAUAAAGUUAAAUAAUUUGUAGGAAAAAAGUGAUCAGCAAUGAGAAUAAUGAGUCUAGAUAACUGAAAUGAGCCAAAUUAUGCUUUCUUUCACAUUACAUUUUAUUUAUUUAUUUAUUUCGUGUUUUUUGUUAAUAUAUAUUACGUUUAUAUCUUCAUUUUUAAUGUCAGAGUUUUUGUUUUCAAAUUAAUGUGUGACUUUAAUAUCAAUACUAUUUUUAGAUGUUUCGUGACGUCAUU
Molecule: messenger RNA, 2467 nt
Organism: Actinia tenebrosa (Australian red waratah sea anemone)
Lineage: Eukaryota; Metazoa; Cnidaria; Anthozoa; Actiniaria; Actiniidae
Molecular function (GO): protein binding
Source: RefSeq, a predicted model, not a curated record